UGUUGCUGACGUGCUUCACAUACCGUCCUGGCGAUAUGAGUGGUCUCGUCAGGCCGUCCAUCUGCGUGCGCUUCGCCGGCGAUGGCGAGGCAGAUGAGCCGCUGGUCGUCCAUGAGACGAUCCUCCAUCAGUUUCAGUACUUCCAGCGAGUAAGACUCAAAGCACCAGACGCAGCAGAUCAGAAAUGCACAUCGGCCCGCUUCGUCUGUGUGUUCGUGCAGCUGUUGGAUGGUGAGUUUCAGGAGGGCCAGCAGCGUGAGGUGCGCAUCGAGCGCAUCAGCCGAGCCGUGGGGCUGGUGGUGCUGCAGCAUGAGCUGGACAUCAUCGAUUCGCUCACCAAGGACAACCUGCUGGACGCGAUGAUUGCACUCGACUACCUGCAGUUCGAUACCGACAAGAUCUUCACACCGGGCAGCAACCAAAGCCUGCUCUGGGGCAUCCAUCGCAAGGUGCGCUAAACAAGUUAAGAGGGUCACGUGAGCUGCGAGUUGAUGUGUCCUUGGUCUGUGUGCUACAGGUGGUGGUGGGAGGCUGGCUGCAUGACAAUCAGCUCGCCACCAGUCUGCUGGACAGCUUCAGCCGCUACGCCUUCGUCGCCCGCCUCAUCCACCAGCACAAGGACAUUCGCACGGCCCUGCUGCCGGCGCUGCGCAAGAAGCCCGACGUCAUCAGUGCCCAGUGGCGUCGCUGUGUGAGAGGGGAGGAGGCAGAUGACCCCAUCAAGGCGGCCAUGAGCCUGGUGGACAGCCUGGUGGAUGGGCUGUCGUCUGGCCGCAUCGAUGUGAGCCGCCAGGAGGUCGCCCAGUUCAUCACGGCUGCGACGGGUAGCACGUCUCUUGCUGCAGCGCACGGUGAGGAGAGAGUCGACAGGCAUGCUGUCAGCACUCACAUGAAUUCAUCCUUGGUCUGCAGGUUCGGUCUUCGAGAGGGACAUUUUCACUCCGUCCGCCACCAGCAGCACCCACCCCUUCGCCAACGACGAGCGGAGAUCGGCCAGAUGCGGCGGUAUCAACUUCAAGGUAGCGGCCCUUCCCCAUCCCUACACCCCUCACCCAUCCCCCGGCCCGCCUCCCAACGCCAUGGACGAUGCUGAUGCGAAAGUUGCAGACGUCGGCGGCUGGCACAUCACCUUCGAUAGCAUCGAUGAAAGCGCAACGAGGGAGUCGUUUGCGAGGUGCUUCGCUCCUGACGCCUCCCUCGAGAUCUCCAUUGGCGCUGAUGGCAAUGGCACGGAGGCGGCGGCGCCAGCAGCACACAGCGGCGGUGGUGCUCGCCGGAAUGCCAUCCGGCUGCACGAGGCGCCCACCGUGAUGACCGAGAAAACAAUUCACAUGGGUGGGGAGGGAUCAUCCGGCCCCUCCAUUUCUCACUUCGGUGCCAACCUGGGCGAAGGUUCUGUCGGGACGCACACCAAUCGACCUCACAUCUCAAGUGAGUCGCUCGUCCACGGGAGCGCGCUCAAGGACGUCAUCAUGAUCAUGACUGUGCGGCAUUUCCCAAUGCGCGCCCUCGCCCUGCACUACCUUAGACUGUGUGUCCAGGAGGGGCGAUGGGAUGACGUCACACUCAUGGCCAAGUAAGGGAGCAAGGAGCGGUGUACAGACACACUGGCGGCACAUCGGGUGUCCGUCCAUCCAUGUGUGCAGGUCGAUUCACCGUGAGGUCGCGGUUCACAUGCUGUCAUGGCUGAUCAACGCGCUCGACCAUCGCCUCCGGCUCAUGCUGUGCUGGGCGGCGGCGGUCGGCGAUCUGCCUGAGGAGAGCUGUGAUCGCAUCGUAUCGACGUUGACGACCGAUCUCAUUGAGGAGAAUCUUGCUGAAACGGCUGCCGUCCUUCCCAUCAUACCCUCCCUCCCAUCAGCAGUGAAGACGGCCUUCGAGGAUGCUCUCAAGGGAGCGGUUGACGCACGAGAUGACGAAUGUUUCCAGGAGCUGUACAAUGCCCUCGUCAAGGUCAGCCGAUCCCAUUGAGUUGUCUCAUCGUCUGUGCGCUCUCACCCUCUCCGUCUGUGUGUUCGGGUGUGUCUGUGGCACAUAGGAGGCGGCCGAGCGGCAGCGUGUGGAGGCUGAGAGGGGGCAGCUGCGUCAGGAGAUAGAUCAGGUGCGUCGAGUGCCACCCACACAAGCUCGUCUCUUCUCUGUGCCCAUUUUCUGUGUAUGUAUGUACUGGUUUUGGCUAUGCAGGAGGCGGCCUCUCGGCAGCGUUUGGAGGCCGAGGUCGAGCAGUUGCGUCAGGAGAUAGAUCAGGUACACCCACACAAUCGGUUGGCAUGAUUGGAUCAAACACACUUGUUUGUGCACACCUGUAUGCAUGUGUGUGUGCGCGCGUCACCCAGUUGCGUCGCGGGGCGGAGUGGUCACGAGGGGAGAUGGAGGACCAGCAGCAGCAGCAGCGAGAGGGGACACCUAACUAAUCGGUGAGUGGCUGUGUGCACACUCGUGAGUGAUCGAUUCUCACGUUUCUUUGUCCCUAGCUAUCUUUCUCCGACUCCCUUCUUCCCGCGUAGCUGGAUGAAAAGGCCGCCCUGGCUGGUGGAUACAUGUUCUCUCUAGCUGCAGUCAUGUUGUUUUAAUACACACAGACGACAGUGUGUGUUUCACACUCGUCGUCCAUACACACACACACCAGACAGACACACAGACUGCAUGCAUAAGUCCACACUGAUUGGUGCCUGUGGGUUCUGGGCCGGGUGGGGGGAGGGUGGGUUGGGUUGCCUAAUUGUGUGUGUCGUGGUAAUUUCACAUCGGUGUGCGGUCCUGCAUGGUCACUGAGACGUUGUUGCUGAGCGCUUUCGUGUACACACACAUACAUGACAUGUAUACAUCAUAUGAGGGCAUAUGAUGGCUGCACGCUGGUCUAGUGCUACGGUGACGGAGAGGGGUUUUGAUGGCCUGCCUGCUGCCUGCCUUCCCCUCACCGUCCUCCAUGCCAACCUGCCCGUCUGUCUGUCUGUCUGUUGCCCGCCAGCCAUGUCGUUUUAAUGCACAGCUGGGCGGGAGCAGUGGCAGGCCAGCCAGCCAGCCACACUCGUCGCGCGUUGAAUGCAUGGUCUUAUCGCUGUCGUGCUGCCUGUCUGUCUGCCGCCCCCUUCCACCUCUUCUCUGUCGAUAGCUUAGUGGCCACAGCCAUGGCCGCCCCUCUCUCUCCCUCUCUCUCUCUCUCUGUUUUGAUGCGCAUCCACGGCCGUCUUUUUCGAUUGGACGACACACAUGCCUCGCUUCUCCUUUCCAUAUAUCCAUCCAUCCAUCCAUCUCUGUGUGUGUUUCACACUCGUCCAUUUAUCCACAUACAUCUGCAUACCAUUACACCAGACAGACAGACUGCCUCUAUGCAGUCAGUCAUUUUUGCCUUUUCGCAUGCUUAAGUCCACACCGAUUGGUGCCUGUGGG
Vitrella brassicaformis is the source of this 3390-nucleotide messenger RNA. The record is from the annotation of a GenBank genome assembly. NCBI's taxonomy places the organism in Eukaryota, Vitrellaceae.